AUGUCUGAGCAGAAAUCCUCUCCUGAUGGGACUGAUCUGAGAGCUCUUCUCAAAUGGCAUCGCACCGAAAUUGCUGUAGCUGUCACCGACCUUUUCCCUCUGCUGCACAGCAUGAUAGACAGAGACCUUGUACCCGAAGACAGGUUCCAGGAGACACAGCGUGCCGGGGAAGGAAUUGGAGCUCAGAAAGCCUCCCACGCUCUUCUUACCUGGCUUCUCAGUUGUGACAUUCACUGUGUCCGUGGCUUUUGGUCCCUCUUAUCCACAGACUAUAUUUUAAAGAGCUACCCUCGGCUAUCAGGAAUUCACAAAGCUCUUCAGAUUGCUGCUGCUAGCGUAUCCCAGCGCAAGGCUCGGCGCUGUACACCUGCCGCCAAACACUCAGACUAUCAAAAAAAGCCACUGGCAAAAAGAAAAGCUGUUGGAGAAAAGGACACUGGAUCCACUGUAAACCUUUCUGGCACUGGACCCCCAGCCAAAAUGAAGCCACCUCGGAAAACAGAGAAGUUGGGGUCAUCACUGUUGUCACAAAAGCAAUCUGCUCAGAAAGCUCCAACUUCAGUGGGGAACAGUGAACAUAGUGAUGAGAAGCCUGUGAUCUGUACCAUCAGCAAGCCAUUAGUGAAAGACAGGAAGACCAGCACAGACAGGUCCAAACAGAAGGAAACUGAGCUGGGAAGUGCAGAGCAGGACUGUAUCCAGCCCAUCAAGCUGACUCUGCGCCCAAAGCUGUACUGUAGUCAGCCUGGCAUCAUGACUGCUGCUUUUACUGCUCCUGAAUUAUCACACCAUCAGAGUAACGAUGAUGAGUGCUCAGUCUGUAGGGAUGGUGGGGAGUUAAUAUGCUGUGAUGGAUGUCCACGUUCUUUUCACCUAUCAUGUUUGGUGCCCCCACUUACCCACAUACCAAGUGGUACAUGGAGAUGUGACUCUUGCAAUACAGGAGGACCAAACAUGGCUGAAUGUGGGGACAAUACCAGCGGAGAAGCUACGGUACUAUCUGAACCUCCAGAGAAUGCUCCUCAAAAUAGCAGCAAAGUUCGGGAGGUCCACCCAGAGAACUGUGGGUCUGUGAGUGCAAUACAGAGUGCACAGUUUUGUUCUGAUCACCACCAUCAACCAACACCCCAGGCUAAGACUUGCCACACACCCCAAACUUACUCACAGUCACAUGGAGAGAGCUCCCACCCUCUUCUGCCUAAGCCCCAGAAUGUGCCUCACCUGUUGUCACACACGCGUUCUUCUGAAACACCUGUGCAGCAGAUAUGCCCACAACACUCACUUGGGCCACAGGCUAAGAGCUCCCCAAAAAAUCAGACUGUUGCACAUCUCAUCCAACCUCCACAUUACACUACACAUGCUUCUCACAUUCUCCUUCCAAACACUUCGCAGUCACAGUUGCCCCAGGCUGGGGUCAGUCUUACACAAAAAAUAUUGACCACUACAGGUCACCACCAUGAAGCCAGUGCUGUACCUCAGUGUGAGAGGCCUCCUCUGUUGGUACCCAGAACAGAUCCCUGUCCCACAGGAUCAUUAGCUCGAGGAGAGAUUAAGCCAAGCUCCGGAGUAUUGCAGACAGAGGCAAUGACUGAAGCAAUUGGAAGCAACCUGACAUUGAGCCGACAAGAACUGGAAAGUCUUAUUACUGAGAGCUCAUUUGAUUGCUUCUUACAGUGGGCAUUCCAGAAUAUGACUAGGUCCGUGACAUGAGUCAUCAUCCCCUCAGUUCUGCUGCAGUUACACUGAUCUCUUAUUAUGCAUUCUGCUUUUAAAUGAAUUUUAUAUCAAUGAAAGAAAGAUGAUGAAACCCUUCCAAUAAAAUACUUCAAAUAAAUAAAGAAAUAAGUCAUCAGUUUGUCGCUGUCCUUUAGAUUAAGGGCCUGUUUCAGAUGUGGACAAAGUUACUAUCGCUGCUGCUUACAUGGAAGCAGCAGCAAUAACAGGAUGCGGCGGGGAUACCGGCAGAUGGGGUCCCGACGCAUGGCCACAAUGCUGACGCCGCAAUCUCGACUGCUGGCAACCCAAACAUAAGUAUGCCGGAGAUUCUUAGGUUUCAGCCAUGGGGGAUAGGUUAGGUUUAGGCACCCGCUGGGUGGGUUA
Messenger RNA from Pseudophryne corroboree (corroboree frog), 2100 nucleotides. RefSeq names its product autoimmune regulator-like. Gene Ontology annotation, molecular function: translation regulator activity; DNA-binding transcription factor activity, RNA polymerase II-specific; DNA binding. Gene Ontology annotation, cellular component: nucleus; cytoplasm. Bases 1 to 1710 code for a protein of 569 amino acids. The transcript has 13 exons. Lineage: Eukaryota; Metazoa; Chordata; Amphibia; Anura; Myobatrachidae. The record is from RefSeq and is a predicted model, not a curated record. Gene Ontology annotation, biological process: humoral immune response; regulation of transcription by RNA polymerase II.